Ceratotherium simum simum (southern white rhinoceros) is the source of this 627-nucleotide messenger RNA. RefSeq names its product transmembrane protein 80 (gene TMEM80). Gene Ontology annotation, biological process: non-motile cilium assembly. NCBI's taxonomy places the organism in Eukaryota, Metazoa, Chordata, Mammalia, Perissodactyla, Rhinocerotidae. The record is from RefSeq and is a predicted model, not a curated record. Gene Ontology annotation, cellular component: ciliary transition zone.
UUGAGCCAGCUCUCGUCGGUCCCUCUUCAGAUGCUGCUGUAUCUCAGUGGGACGUGGUGCUGCCUGUAUUUCCUGGCCACACUCCUGAUGAUGACGUACAAAAGUCAGGUUUUUAGUUAUCCUCGUGACUAUCUGGUCCUCGACCUGACUCUUCUCCUUCUGAUGGGGAUUCUGGAAGCAACUCGGUUAUACUUUGGCACCAAGGGCAACCUGAUGGAGGCCGAGGUGCCGCUGGCCGCCAGCCUGGUCCUCACGGCGGGCAGCGCCCUGCUGUCCCUCUACUUCCUGCUCUGGCAGACCCUGGUGCUGUGGGCAGACUUGGUCCUCAGCGCCACGCUCCUGGCCCUCCACAGCCUGGAGGCCGUCCUGCAGGUAGUGGCCAUCGCCAGCUUCGUCAGCUAGACGGGCAGUGCCCAGCCCCAGGACAGGCCUGGACAGGAGCCCCCUCCUUGGAGCCCAGCCGUGCCGCAGCCAUCCCCUCCCACAGUGCAGGACGGGAAAGGCGUUUUCCUCCUGAUUUGCCAUCAUGUUAUAGGGUGGGAGGGUCUGGAGUGGUUUGUGAAUCUUCUUGGUGGAGGAGGGGGUCAGGAACCAGUGCGAACCAGGUGCUGGGGCCACAUGCUGGGA